Messenger RNA from Drosophila yakuba, 8908 nucleotides. It is a transcript of the gene pyd, whose product is annotated as tight junction protein ZO-1. Gene Ontology annotation, biological process: protein localization to cell-cell junction; cell-cell junction organization; cell-cell adhesion. The record is from RefSeq and is a predicted model, not a curated record. The transcript is spliced from 15 exons. Gene Ontology annotation, molecular function: cell adhesion molecule binding. Bases 648 to 8249 code for a protein of 2533 amino acids. Gene Ontology annotation, cellular component: bicellular tight junction; plasma membrane. Lineage: Eukaryota; Metazoa; Arthropoda; Insecta; Diptera; Drosophilidae.
CAUUCGGUUCAAAUUAUCGCGCUUGUGCGGUUGUUCGGAGCGGAAGAGUUGAAAUGGCCGAGUCGUGAACUUGAAAUCCAUAUAGGCGUUUUAAAAUAUAAACAAACAAAUACGAAUGCGACAAAGUGCCGGUAGAAAUAUAAAUGUUUGAUCUCGGAAAUAUAAAUUAUUUUUAACCAGCACACGAAUUAACGAUCAACUAGCGAAUUGCGGUGUAAUAAGAAGCGAAGGAAAAUAAAUGGCGCGCGAUUUUACAUGUUAUUCGUCUUAAAGUGAGGAAAUUUUUAAGAAAAAGGAUUAAACAAAGCUUAAACUAAUAACCGUUAAAAUAAAACUAUUAAAAUUAAAUAGUUAGAAACCACAGCUAGUGUUUUUUGUUUAGCGAACAAGAAACAUACAAGUGCCAGUGAAGAAAUUUUUAAGUUAAACAUAUUUAAACUACUAGUGAUCGAAUAUAUAUCCGUACAACCCAUUGAAAUAAUCAACAAAAAGCUUAUAUAGAGAAAAUAUAAAAGUGAAUCUAAUUCGUAUAAAUUUGAUGUCUCAUAAGAAAAUGCCGCAAAAGUGGCAAUGUGAUUUGUUUGUGUAGCUGGAGAAGUGCAAUAAAUAACAGUACGAAGUAACAGUAAACAACGGAGGAAGCCAAGAUGACCCGCGAGGAAGAGGAAGAGGUGCGCUCCCUGCUCUCCCGUCACCAGGAGCGGAUUAUGCUAGACCUGGGGAGUACCGAUCUGUUGGCGGUUCUGGUCAAGAACUCGGUGCUCAGUCAAUCGGAAGAGGAUCUUCUAUUGAAACCCUACAACGCAGUUACGCCCACGCCCUCUGCCGCCGCCUCUGCCACAGUGGAGCCUCCCGGCAGUGCACCCUCGCUCACCAAAAGAAAACUGAGUGCCGUCGCCAGUAGUGGGAGUACGGCCAGUGGGGGGAGUGCCGGCAGCGGGGGCAGUGGAUCCUCCAGGUGCGCCAGUGUAAACGGCGACGCCAACUGCGAUAGUCGCUCACUAACGCCCUCUGGCGGGGGCCCAUGCUCGGGGCUAAACGACGCCGAAAUCCUGCGAGUCCAGUGCUCCAAUCUCAUCGAAAUCAUUGCCAAGAAUGGAUUCGAGAAGUUCAAGCAGUUCUGCUACGCCAUCGAGUGCGAGUGCCCUCAGCUCAUCGAGGAUCUAAUUAACGAUCGUCUCAAGACCGAUGCCGCCAAUUUGGAUGACAGUCGGGAGGGGGAAAAAAUGCAAAAGGAAAUCGAAACGAUCGAUUACAUUGACAAGGAAAAGGAAAACGAUCGCAACCGUCGGGCUGUUAGUUAUGGCGGUGACGUCACCUCCUCCCCCCAUUCGGCGACCAUACCCCGCGCCGCCCCCCGUCGAGUGGCCUUGAUGAAGGAUCCACCCCCACCGCCGCCACCCAAGCCGCAAUUGGGCAGCAAAGCGGAUUCCAUAUCGCAAUUGGCCAGCAAAUAUCCCCAAUCCGAGUACAAUCUCAUACAGAAAAUCGACUCGAACAGUACGCUCACUGCUCCGGCGCAAUAUCAACCGCAGAAUUUCUACGCGAAUACUGGAACCAUAUCCUCCACGAAUGGCUAUGGUUCGCUAUUGUGUCACGCCAGUUCGACGACCAGUCCGCUGGCGGUCCGGAAGCGGGACAAGCUGCUCCAUCGCUUUAGUGAUGCCGCUACCUUGGGCCGGAAGCUCAAGAAGAAGAAGAACACGAAUCGCACCUGCCGAUCCAUGACGGAGGCUAUUGAGAUGCUCGCCGAUCCCGUCAUCGAGGAUGAAUUCUUUGGUGAUCGAACCACUUGGGAGUACCACACGGUGGCAGUGACUCGGGUGCCGGGUUAUGGAUUCGGCAUCGCCGUUUCCGGUGGACGUGAUAAUCCGCACUUCGCCAACGGCGAUCCCUCGAUAGCAGUUAGCGAUGUGCUGAAAGGUGGCCCCGCCGAGGAUCGAUUGCAAGUCAACGAUCGGAUAAUCUCGGUGAACGGCGUCUCCCUGGAGAACGUGGAGUACGCCACCGCGGUGCAGGUGUUGCGCGACAGUGGCAACACGGUCCAAUUGGUGGUCAAGCGUCGCGUGCCCCUCAAUCCCAUUAAUGCUGCAGGUGCAGUGCAGCAUCAGCACUCGCACAGUCUCAGUUCGGUUGGUCUAAUGGCCAACGGAAGUGGAGGAGUUGCACCCACCCCCCUGACGAGUCUGAGUCAACCCAACUCCCUGAACUCCUCCCUGGUGCAGAAUGCCAGCAGUGGUCAGCCCAUCAAGGUGACCCUAACGAAGGGCGGAAAGAAAGAUGACUAUGGUGUGGUGCUCGGCUGCCGGCUGUUUGUUAAGGAGAUUUCCUCCAAGGCUCGCGAGCAACUAAAUGCCAAUGGUUACAGCUUGCAAGAGGGUGACAUCAUCACCCGCAUCCACAACACCAAUUGCGGGGACACGAUGAGUCUCAAGGAGGCGAAGAAGAUCAUCGAUGGCUGCAAGGAGCGCUUGAAUCUGGUGGUUCUACGGGACAUCACCAAUCAAGCAGCUGUUAGCCAACUGAAUCUGAACAACUCAGCCAGCCACCAGGCGUCGGCGAAUAUAUACGCCACUCAUCAGCCUCAGGUAUCCGGAUGCAGCGGCAGCAACAACAAUCUCGAAGAUCCAUAUCUGCCGGGCGGAGCCAGUUACUCCUCGCAGAAUCUGUACGUGCAGCCACCCACACGCACCUCCAAUGGUCCCAAUCUCAAUGGCAAUGGGCUGAACGACGAAAAGAGCAAUCUCACACCGCGAGGUCGCUCCCGGGGACCCAUCAUGGAUGGGGUAUCUCUGCAGCAGCUGGACAGACCCGUAACACCAACGCGUGGCAGGAGUGCAGCCAUCGACGAGCCGCCACGCCCGCCACCACCUAGAGGAUCCAGCGGUGGAGCAGCUCAAGAGGAUUUCUACAGCUCUCGCAGGCAAUUGUACGAGGAGCGCCAGAGUGCCGAGCCGAGAUUCAUUUCCUUCCAGAAGGAGGGAAGCGUGGGCAUCCGCUUAACCGGCGGCAAUGAAGCCGGUAUUUUUGUGACUGCCGUACAACCGGGAUCUCCAGCCUCGCUGCAGGGUUUAAUGCCCGGCGAUAAGAUCCUCAAGGUCAACGACAUGGACAUGAACGGAGUGACGCGAGAGGAGGCUGUGCUCUUUCUGUUGAGCCUGCAGGAUCGCAUCGAUUUGAUUGUGCAGUACUGCAAGGAGGAGUACGACGAGGUGGUGACCAACCAACGUGGCGACUCCUUCCACAUCAAGACACAUUUUCACUGCGAUAAUCCUUCCAAAGGCGAGAUGGCCUUCAAGGCGGGCGAUGUGUUCCGGGUGAUCGACACCCUGCACAAUGGCGUUGUCGGCUCCUGGCAAGUGCUGAAGAUCGGACGCGGUCACCAGGAGAUGCAGCGCGGCGUUAUACCGAACAAGUCGCGGGCCGAAGAGCUGGCCACUGCCCAGUUCAAUGCCACUAAGAAGGAGAUGAAUGCCAACGAAUCGAGAGGCAACUUCUUCCGGCGACGACGCUCGACGCACCGACGCUCGAAGAGUCUGUCCCGCGAAAACUGGGACGAUGUGGUCUUCUCCGACAGCAUUUCCAAAUUCCCCGCCUACGAGCGUGUCGUUCUCCGCCAUCCAGGCUUCGUGCGACCCGUAGUGCUGUUCGGACCCGUAUCCGAUCUGGCCCGCGAGCGUUUGGCCAAGGAUUUCCCCGACAAGUUUUCGACUCCACUGCAGGAUGACGACAAGUCGGCUGCAACUAGUGGAAAGUGCCGCAUCGUCAGGCUCUCGAAUAUACGCGAUGUGAUGGAUCGUGGCAAGCACGCCCUGCUGGAUAUAACGCCAAAUGCCGUGGAUCGUCUCAACUACGCCCAGUUCUAUCCGGUAGUGAUCUUCCUGAAGACAGACAGCAAGCACGUGAUCAAGCAGCUGCGCCACGGACUACCCAAGGCGGCCCACAAGAGCUCCAAGAAGCUCCUGGAGCAGUGCCAGAAACUGGAGCGCGUCUGGUCGCACAUCUUCAGCACCCAGAUCGCGUUGAGCGACGAGGAGUCCUGGUACCGAAAGUUGCGCGAUUCGAUCGAUCUGCAGCAGAGCGGCGCCGUGUGGAUGUCCGAGUCCAAGCCAGUAGAAUCCCUCUCCGACGAUUUCCUAUUCCCCAUGACCACAUCCCGACUCUCGUAUGCAUCAAGUCCCGAAUCCGAUUUGGAACUGAGUCCCGGCCCAUCCGCAUCAUUGUCGCUUGGCAAUUUGCCGCAGUUGGUUAAAGCGAGCUCAGAUCCAUCGAUUGCCACUAAUCAGGAUAACUUGGAUAGGGAUAGAGACAUAAUUGGUGAAGGACUACCACCUCCAUAUACGGUACCCUACGACCAUGGUGUCCCCGCGAAUCCCAAUCGCCGCCAGACCAUGGACUCCAGCAAGUACAGCAUCUACGGUACCAACGUGCCCCCGCAGCCGCAACAGCCCGGCGUAGGAGGAGAUCCGGCUGCAGUGAGGCCGCAAUCCCUGUACGGGAUUAAUGCGCCCGAUCUGCCGCCCCGCAUCGAUCGUCAGUCGAAGCCGGGGGAUAUACCGCUGAACACCUCGGGCUCGUCAUCGCGAAAUGGCACCCUGGGUCGCAGUGCCCAGGAGCGUCUGUUCGGCAAGGCUGUGGUGCAGGACGAUGUCCAGGCGGAGUACAUAACCCGCAAUGCUCUGGUCGGCUCCGGGGCAGCUGAAACCCUGGAUCGCCAGCAGCAGCAGCAGCAAACCCACGCAUCCUUGGAGCGCCAGGCUCGUUUGAAUGCGCAGCUGAAGGCCAACGGAGGAGGCGCCGGAGGUGCAUCGACCUACGACAGUGUUUCCAGCUACGACUCGUACAACAAUACACAAAUGGCCAUGCAAAACCUUGGCCGACUGGGUCCCAAUGCACCCGACGAUCUCAAAUCAGUGCCAAAUGCAAGUGGACGCCCCUUGCCGCCGACGGGUCAGUCGCACGACUACGGCCGCACUCCGCACGACCAUCGCAGCUUCGGAGGACCCAACGAUCUGAACCGACAGAGCAGUCCGGGCAGACCGCACUACCACGACAUGAAUGCGUCCCGUAAUAUCGAUCCACGCAAUGGCACUCCACAGCGUCCUUCGAAUCUGGGCCUCGAAAGCAGCCCACGCAAGCCUUUGGUGGAGACGAAAACGGAUUACGGCAAAUACAGUCGGAACAACUCCGUCUCACAAGCGGAUUACACAAAGCUGCCGAAGACAGCGCCACAUGGAGUGGUUCCUCCGCCGAAUGUGAGCAACGGCCAAAGCCAGAUGAAUGGCAGUGGAACGCCCAGCAGCAAUGGCAGUGGACCCUUCAAGCCGGUGCCGCCACCCAAGCCCAAAAACUAUAGGCCACCGGUGCAAAGUGGUGGCAGCAGUGGCAGCGGUGGCACCACUCCUUGGGAGAAUGGGGACUCUGGCUCGCCACGUUCUCCAAAUGGCUUCUAUUAUCCACCAACGCCUUCGCAUCAUCACUACGGCCAGCAGGCGACUCCCGGUUCACCCAGCAAUGGCCACAUGCAGGCACCGCCGCCGCAGCAGCAGCAGCCCACCUACGGCGGAAGUAAUGGCACCUAUGGACAGGCGCCACCACCUCAACCCUAUCCGCAGGCCAAUGGCUACAAUGGGAAUGGCCAUCACUACAACGGAGGCAGCGGCACAGGACCCUAUAUAGCACCACAUCGCGGCAUGCCACCGCCAAUAGGAAACCUACCGCCCCACACGCCCGAACGUCAUGCCCUGGACUUGGCCGGAAGUCGGGAGCAGCGUGGUUCGGCCUUCGAACUGUAUCGUAAACCGCAAAUCGGAGCAACCGCCGGGCACCAUCACAACAUGAGCGAAAUGGAGCCGUACGAUGAGCGAUACGAUGAUUACUAUAACAUGCCACCCCCUGCCGCCCACCCAUCCCAAGGGCACCAUAUGCAGCGAUCCCGCUCUGCUCCUCGUUAUCCCCACGAGCGACCUCCGCACACCCAAGAUCCCAAUUACUACGGCCACUAUGGAACGUCUAGGGGACAUAGUCAGCCGCGCCAGCAAUAUCCCCAGCAUCCCCAGCAUCACCAGCAGCAGUAUUACGAUGAACAUGGCAUGGAGAUGGGUCCACCGCCACUGCCACCACAUAAGAAGAAGAAAUCGGUGUUAAAGAGCCCACUGGUGGCUCUAAAGAAUGCGCUGCUUAAGAGUACGCGGCCCCUGAGGAGGAUGAACAGCAUGGUGGAACCGGAGAGGAAACCGAAGGGACUUAGACGCCAGCAGUCGAUGCUGGAGAGGGGUGUGCAAAGACCCUACUAUCCGGAUGAGUAUCCAACCUAUCCAGCUGGCUUUGAGGAGCGUGCCCAUGGCGGGCAAGGCAUGAUGCAACCUCACCCGCAAGAGGCUUACUAUCAAAGGGGUGGUCACUACACGUCGCAGCAGCAGGAGAUGAUGAACAGCACCUACCAGAAUCUGGAGGGUGAGGAUAUCUAUGGGAAUAUCGGCAACACAGUGCCUAGAAUGCCACAUAACCAGGACAAUGGUUACGGCUAUGACCAAUAUGAUCUCUAUGCGAAUCGAGCGUGCAUCGAUCUCGAACGAAGACAAGCAGAGGCUGCUGCAGCUUCUGGCGGAAGAAAUGGAAGGAGAAUUGUGAGGCGGCACAGCACCACCACUGCGGAUCGAGGAGGAAAUCCGGGACCGCCCAGGCGGCCCAUGAUCAGUCCUGGUUAUGAGCAGGAUCCGCAAGAGAUCUACCAGACCCGCAACGGAGCCUACAUGCUGCCCGAUCAGCGAAGGGCGCCCAGUUCCGAGGUGAUGACCCGUAGGAGAUUCUAUCCGGGCGCUGCCAAUGAGCAAACUGAGGAGGAGCCCCUCUACCAGUCCCGUCGCGAAAUGCAGCGUGAAAUGCAGAGGAAUCAUCUGUACCAAUCAAAACGCGAAAUGCAGGAGAGGAUUAGCCAGGGCAAGAGGGAUAUGGAGCGAGAGUUUAGUCCCCAGAGCAGCAGCAGCCAGUCGGAGGCCUCCAACCCGGAGGCCAUAUACCAGAGUCGCCGGGAGGCCAAGGAAAGUGCUCUGAAAACGCGGGCACAACUGAGGGAUCAGAUCUAUCAGACUAGACGGGAAGCCCUGGACAGCAUGGCGGAACCGAUCUAUGUGUCCAAAAGGGAUAUGGGCCGACCGGCUCCUAUCUAUGAGACCCGGGAAGAGAGCAUCCUGCAGUCGCGAGAAAAUGAAACCGAUGAAAAGAAGGAAAAGGAGUGCAAAACCGAGCAGAUUCAGGUGGAGAUUAACGCUCAACCGGAAGAACAGGUGGAAGACUCGACCUUGAGUCGUUCGGACUUGCAGAAAUCUUCGGACACGGUGAUAGAAAAUCCAGCGAGAGCUCCCCUUGUGCAGAAUGAGGUAGAUGAUGACGACCAAGAGGAGGAGGUUCAGGAUCAGAAUGAUCCCGCUGAGAGCUCUGUGGAUCAGACAGAGCUUCCAACGGCCAUUGAAAAUAAUCUACACAACGAGGGAAUGGUGGAACAAGCACAGAAUGAGUCGGAUGACGUAUUCGAAGCAGCCGAUAAGGUUUCUCCCUUGGCUCCUCCUCCAGGUCCUGUUCAACCGCCAACCCCGCGAUCCGGUCGAGCUCCCUUCCACAUUUCAAAUAUCCUAAAGCGAACGGCACCUCCUCCGAGUUCCCCAAUGGGCGAUAGCUGCACCUCCAUCGAAACCCAGUACACAUCUCAAGCCAGCUUGCCAGUGGGCCCACCAAAUGCCACCAGUACGCCGUUUAGUAGCAGCAUGUCACUGCCCAUCGCCGGACCCGUAAAUAACCAACCUCCGGCCAACGGACCCUUCCCCACUCUGCCCCGUGAGCCCAGCACCUCACGCGGAUUCUUUGACUCCAAUGGCGGCACUCUGGCGGAUAAGCUGUGGCACGUCUCACUACAAAUCCCACCGGGUGCCAUUCCGGCCGGAGUACGACAAGAGAUCUACUUCACAGUGAGCGAUCCGCGAAUGGGACAAGCCGUCGGCGGUCCUCCGCUGGACAUGGAAAAUGGUGAGACAAUGCUGUCACCGCUGGUGAUGUGCGGGCCGCAGGGCCUUGAGUUCCUGGUACCGGUUACACUCAAUAUACCGCACUGCGCCGGACGAACUGCAUCACUGGGACUGGCCCUCAAGGCGACCGAUAGCGAGAAGAACCUGCACACCGAGUGGGACAACAUCGACCUGCCCAGCAAUGCCGCCGCCCACACGGUCUCCGUCAAGGUGGAUCACUUCUAAUCAUUAAGAUUCAUAGCACUACUCCUACCAUUCACCAGCCAACUUGAACGAUAUGCGAAAUUGUAAAUAGAUCCGUACUAUCCGUACUAUCAUAUAUGUAACCUUAGGGCCGCAGUUCCAGGGCAAACGAAAUGAGCUCAGCAAAGAGGUAUAUAUAGGCAUUGCUUAUAUAAUAUUAUUAAUUUAAUUCGAUAUUGUCUGUUAAUUGUGCCUUUAAGUGAUCGUUUGGCUCUGCCUCUGAACUAUUAUAUCGAGCUAGAAAUUAAUCAAUCGAAUGCAAUGGAUACUUGUAUAAAGCGACUAGAAUUUAAUUUCAUACACAAAUUAUUUUGUAUAUUUUAAAUCAUCCAAUUCUUAUGUAUUUUAAAUGUAUUCAUAUCUUUAACGCAUUUUAAAUGAUAUAUUUGACAUUUUAUUAGAUAUUCGCAUACUGCUUCGACCCAUGAUCAAUUUUAAUGCAUUCAAUUGUUAAAUGCGUGCAAAUAUUGCAUGCUAAAGUUAAACAUAUACCAUUUAUAAAUCGUAGCGAUAUUCUUAGAGCCAAUACACACGCCUGUAUAACCAGAAGAAAUACUUUACAAAUAUUUAUACGCAUUUUUGAAUUAAAGAUUAUACACACGUGGAAAGUUUGGGAAUAAAUAAAAGAGCAACAAUAAUAA